ACGAUCAUCACCUAUAUCAGUAACAUGUUUGACGGAAAAGUUGUACUCAUUACUGGCGCCAGUUCAGGCAUUGGAGUCGAAACGGCAUUGGACUUUUCAAAACUAGGAGCAAGUCUAAUUAUAACUGGAAGGAACAAAACAAAUUUAGAGGAAGUUGCUAAACAGUGCGAGGAAUUGUCACCAAAAAAACUUAAACCCUUAACAAUUAUUUGUGAUCUAAAUAAGGAAAGCGAAGUUGAAAAACUAUUUGAGGAAAGUUUCAAGCGCUUCGAUCGGCUUGAUGUCCUCGUUAACAAUGCUGGUAUUUUUGGCACGGGAUCAAUAGAAAAUACUUCAUUAGAACAAUUUGAUAGCAUCAUGACGACUAAUAUGCGAACACCUUAUUAUUUAACAAUGCUAGCUGUUCCCUAUCUCAUUAAAAGUAAAGGCAACAUAGUAAAUGUAUCAAGUGUGACUGGUUUACGAUCAUUUCCAGAUAUUCUUGCGUAUUGUGUGUCAAAAGCUGCUUUAGAUCAAUUCACAAAAUGUGUGGCAUUAGAAUUGGGCCCGAAAGGAGUUCGUGUUAAUUCCGUCAACCCUGGAGUGAUUGUUACUGGAAUUCAUAUGCGAGGAGGUAUGAGUGAACAAGAAUAUGAGGCUUUUUUGAAAAAAUGCUCUGAAACGCAUGUUUUAGGUAGAGCGGGAGAAGCAAAAGAGGUGUCUUCAGUAAUUACAUUCUUGGCAAGUGAUGCAGCCAGUAACAUGACAGGAGCGACUUUGCCUGUAGACGGCGGCCGUCAUGUCAUGUGCCCACGUUAA
Molecule: messenger RNA, 798 nt
Organism: Zerene cesonia (dogface butterfly)
Lineage: Eukaryota; Metazoa; Arthropoda; Insecta; Lepidoptera; Pieridae
Product: 3-oxoacyl-[acyl-carrier-protein] reductase FabG-like
Exons: 2
Coding region: 25-798 (257 amino acids)
Molecular function (GO): oxidoreductase activity
Source: RefSeq, a predicted model, not a curated record